UGCCCACCUUCGCAGGCAGACCUUAAGAGCAUCAACUGAGCUGACUCCUCCACCUUCUCAGCAUCGACACUCACCGUACAGCAACUGGCUUGCUGUUUCUCGUUCUCUCCUCGUCUUUUUACGCUCGUGUCGUCCUCUUCUAGGCUUCUUGCGUUCGUGAAUCCGGCUCCUCCCCUGCCGGAGCUGUCGAUGCAACAGCAUCGGGUCUCCACCCUCGAACUUGCUGUUCUGACCUCACCUCAGAACAGUGUCUAAGCCCCGCCGUAUCCACUGCGUUGCUCGCUCCCCCAUUUGUCCAAUCUGAUUCAUCGCCAGUAGCCCCUCUGAUUGCUUGUAGAGGCGUCCAGGACGUCCACACUGCGUCCAACUUCGCUCAUAAUAGCAACUUGUGACGAACUUGGGCCCUUCAAAUAGCAACCAUGUUCAGUGGCCCUAGGAAGCCUUAUUCGGCUGUCACGGUUCAAAUUGACCGCCUGACCAGCGAGCAAUUUGAGGAGAACGAUCUCGGUGGGCUUGUUGAUCUCAUCGAGGUCAUUAGGAUACAAGAGUCCGGCCCAACAGAAGCCGCUCGAGCCAUUCGAAAGAAGCUCAAGUACGGAAACGUACAUCGGCAACUCCGCGCUCUGAUUAUUCUUGAUGGAUUAAUCCAGAAUGCUGGAAGCAGAUUUCAAAAGACAUUCGUUGAUGAGCCUCUGCUAGAGCGACUGAGAUUACUGGCCAAGGAUGACAUGGUUGAUAUUGAGGUACGACAAAAGUGCAACGUUCUAUUCCGUCAAUGGGCCGUUGCGUACAAAGGCACCCAAGGUCUGGAGAGGAUCGCAACACUGUACAAGCAGCUGCCACACACGAAACGUCCACAACCGCAUCAGUCACGAGUUGUCCGCGAGAAUGAGGCUGAGGCAGCACGUGAAAAUGCUUCCUCACCGCCUCCAUCACCGACGACUACGAGACGAGGCUCCCCACCGUCCCAGUUCCCGCUGGCAUCUUCGUCCUCUGGAAGGCCGAUAGCUCUUGGCGCAGCUCCUCUGCCCAGCUCGUCGCUGUUCAAGAAAGACAAGAAAAAUAAGCACAAGCCAUUCAACCUUGAGAAGGAGAAACAUCAACUUCUUGAGACCAUCGCCUCUGCUUCGGUCGCCAGCACCAACCUCAUGAAUGCCCUGCAACUUAUCAACCGAGAAGAGCAACGCGUCAGUGCCAACCCAGAAGUGAUGCAGAGAUUUGAAACGUGCAAACUUCUCCGUCGCCAGAUCCUUCGUUAUAUCCAACUUGUAGAAUCUGAUCAGUACAUUGGCAGUCUUUUGAGCGCCAAUGAUGAGCUUGUCAAAGCUCUGAUGGCGUUUGAAAUUAUGGACAAAAGCAUUGAUGACGACAGCGACAGUGAGACUGAGGAACAGCCCGCAUCUCCAAGGGUAGGAAGGGCAAAUAGUGGGGCUGAAGCAGCAAUGGCUGGACUUAGCUUGCAGAAAGCACCACCAGCAAGACCGCCAAGGCCUUCAAGCAUUCCAAUGCUGCCCGCUGAGAAGUUGAGGGUCGAGCCGAGUGAUAGUGAGCCAGAAGUUGAAGAGGAUGACGAUAACCCCUUCAGCGAUACUAACGCUGUCAAGACACCAUAUGAGAGAGGAGAGUCGACAUGGAGGGACGUUUAAAGGUCCGCAGAGACACGUCAGCCAUUUGAGUAGAAAUGUUGGGUUUCAUUGCAUUAUCGCCUCCAUUACGUGUUAUGAUGUUCUUCGAUGAUGUUAGCCAUAAUACCCUUUGGAGCUUGUGGAUUGUGGUUAUGAGAUGCGGGGAUACAGGACUUGGGAUGGGGUUGGAUAGAUGGAUAGGUCGUGAAACGUGAACAUUCACAAAACAACUGAAACCCCAGCAAUGGGUUCCCGAUUGAGAUACCCUUUGGCAGUUCAUAAGAUGUUUAUAUUUAGAGUGUUGACGCUUCGGAAACGCU
Molecule: messenger RNA, 1945 nt
Organism: Lindgomyces ingoldianus
Lineage: Eukaryota; Fungi; Ascomycota; Dothideomycetes; Pleosporales; Lindgomycetaceae
Exons: 4
Coding region: 420-1646 (408 amino acids)
Biological process (GO): endocytosis; actin cortical patch localization; actin filament organization
Cellular component (GO): actin cortical patch
Molecular function (GO): ubiquitin binding; phosphatidylinositol binding
Source: RefSeq, a predicted model, not a curated record